AUGGCUACCACAAUACAUUUUCCAAAAGAGGAUGACGGGGCGCGAAUCCUCGGAGUCACCCUGGCAAUAACGAUCGUCGCUCUCAUAACGAUGAUCGCUCGUCUCUUCGUCAGGGUCAGGAUGAUCCGCAACGUCGGUUGGGACUGUAUAGCAGGGCAAUGCUUAAUAGUUCCUGAGGUCCUAUAUGGAGCCGGAAGACAUAUCGAUCAGAUUGAACCCACCGACUUCCAAACGGCGUUCAAGUUGAACUUCGUUACCCAGCCGAUAUAUCUCCUAUCGAUAUGUCUAGUCAAACUAUCGAUCGGCUUCUUUCUUCUUCGGAUUGCCACUAUCCCUUUCUACAGACGAGCUAUCAUUUCGAUAAUGGUGUUUAUGGCUGCUUACACGAUUGCCUGCUUCUUCACAAUCAUGUUCCAAUGCACCAAUCUUGCCGUACAAUGGGAUCCGACCGCCAAGGGUACUUGCUGGGACGUGAAAACUCUCAAGGGCUUGUCAUACACCAACGUUGCUUUAAACAUCAUCACCGACAUUCUCUUCGCGAUAGUGAUACCCAUUCCCAUGUUAUGGCAAGUCCAGAUGAAUCGACGACAGAAGAGUUCAAUCAUUGCCAUUCUCGGACUUGGUAUCUUCGCCACCGCCGCAGCGCUGGUAAAGAUAUCGUUUCUUCCGAAUUAUGGCAAAACAGGCGACUGGCUAUGGGAUAGCAGGAACAUUACAAUCUGGACAGUGCUCGAGAACAACGUCGGCAUCAUCGCCGGUAACCUACCCUGCCUGAAGCCCAUCUUCCGCAGCGUCCUCGGGUCCACAUACGGCCGCGGCUCGCGCAAUCGCAGCACACCCAAAUAUCUCUCUCGUCCCUACGGCGGAGGCACCGGCCACCAAUCCGCAAAGAACAACUACAACUCGCUCGCUUCCAGCAAGACCCGAGAAAAUGCUUUCGCGCCGUACGGCGUCUACGAGAGCCACAUGAUGACGACAAUUGGAGCAGACAAGGAACGAAGCGGCAGCGCGAGCAGCAUGCGUGACGAGAACAGCGAGGGAAAGAACAGCGCGGAGAGCGUGGUUCUGCUAGAUAACCAGCCGCAGUCACAGUCAUUUGGCAAGAUGGGUGGGAUCCUCAAGACCACCGAAGUGUCGACCGAGGUUGACAACAUCUCGCGAUCUAGAGGUCGGGAUGUGGAGGAAGGCUUGAAGCCGGAGCGGAAAGAGGCACAUAUGGUAUAA
Molecule: messenger RNA, 1224 nt
Organism: Trematosphaeria pertusa
Lineage: Eukaryota; Fungi; Ascomycota; Dothideomycetes; Pleosporales; Trematosphaeriaceae
Exons: 6
Coding region: 1-1224 (407 amino acids)
Source: RefSeq, a predicted model, not a curated record